Thalassophryne amazonica is the source of this 4305-nucleotide messenger RNA. RefSeq names its product zinc finger protein ZFAT-like. NCBI's taxonomy places the organism in Eukaryota, Metazoa, Chordata, Actinopteri, Batrachoidiformes, Batrachoididae. Gene Ontology annotation, cellular component: chromosome. Gene Ontology annotation, molecular function: chromatin insulator sequence binding. Gene Ontology annotation, biological process: regulation of transcription by RNA polymerase II. Bases 171 to 3980 code for a protein of 1269 amino acids. The record is from RefSeq and is a predicted model, not a curated record. The transcript has 24 exons.
GUGCACUUCCGCUGGUUGAAAUGACUUAUUUCGCAGAUUCGACAGAAAUCUACACAUCCACAAAGACAAAAUUUGAACUAAAUCUUCAAGAUGUGAAUAUAUUACAUAUAUAAUUGUGCAAAAAUAACCACAGAUUUUACCUUGUUUUUGCUGUGUGGACGACGAAAACGAUGGAGAAACAGAAAGGAGACGAUUCGGUGUUCAUGUGCCAGCUGUGCAACUUGUUUUCGCCCAGUCGCGGUCAGCUGCUGACCCACUGCUCGCAGUCACACCCCCAACAGGAGCCUCCGGAUGACAUCAUCAUUACACUACAGCGUCUGGUCACGGAGUCUGUCGAGACACUCAAAGAGACCCCAAAGAAGCGAAAACGAGGCCGACCGAAAGGAUCCACUAAGAAGAAUCGUACUGAUUGGACAGAAGCCCAGGCUGACUCUACCCAUCCUUCAGAGGAUACCGUUCCAAGGGAGGAAGAGAGGCAUGGGGAGAAAGAUGGAACAGCUAGUACAAUGGAAGGUGAAAGCCUCGAUGGGAUAUCGGCAUUAGAAUGUAAGGAAUGUCACCGUUCAUUCAGUAACAGACGCCAAAUUCUCAAACAUAUCUGCCGGAAAGAAGAUGAAGAAGAAGAAGAAGAAGAAAUGAAUGGGAGUGUCGGUGUUGGAGGUGAAGGUUCUCCAAGGUUAGAUUCUGUAGGAGCCGAUCUCAGUCAGUCCCUCCAAAAUCAAACAAGAGCGGAACUUGAGACGGAAAAACACAUGAACAGCUUUAGACCCAUAAAAACCAACAAGAGGAGUUUCAUACUUUCUGAUGACCAAAGUCAUGGCACCAAAGAAACAGGUUUAGCACCAGCAAACAGAAAACCGGUCAUCAGUGUUCUUUUGGCAGAAGAUGAAACACUUCCAGGGAUUUCUAGAAUGGUUCCGGUUGAGGACUGUUCAACAGAAACAGACUCUACAGCGAUCCACACUGAUGAUGUCCAACCGCAAGAUUCAGCAACCAUCCAAGUUCAAUCACAGGAUAUAACAAGUGAAUCCACAGACUGCCGCGACAACCCGGCAACAGACCAGGAGACUGGGUGUAACUCGGUGUCUACAGUAGCCAGAAGAGGUUUCCAGGAAUACGCUAUCAAGCAGGAUGCUACAAGUUUACUGCAGAGCCAGCUGAAGAUAUUCACCUGUGAGUUCUGUUAUAAGAUCUUUAAGUUCAGACACUCGCUGAUCGCCCACCUCAGGACGCACACCCAGGAGAAACCCUUCCACUGCCCACACUGUGACUAUGCUUCAGCUAUCAAAGCAAACCUGAAUGUGCACCUGAGGAAACACACAGGAGAGAAGUUCAGUUGUCAACACUGUCCUUUCACCUGUCUCAGCCCCGGACACCUGAAGGUCCACACAGAGCGAGUCCAUUUGAAGGUUAAGCAGCACUGCAGCUUCUGUCAGAAAAAAUACUCAGAUGUGAAGAACUUGCUGAAACACAUUGAGAAACGACAUGACCUAAAAGACACCACUAUCUACCAGAACUACCAACAACUCAGGUUAAAGACUCGUCAGGGGCUCAGACAGCUUCUCUACCAUUGCUCUAGCUGCAAUCGACGCUUCAAGAACCAGGUGGACCGAGAUCGCCACCUUUUGAUCCAUGGAUCCCAGCUCCCAUUCCGCUGCUUGCUAUGUGACCAUGCUGCAACCAAGAUGGCCAGACUAAUUGCCCACGUCAGGAAGCAUCUCUUCCUUUACGUGUGCUGUCAGUGUGAGGGAAGAUUUGUCAGUUGUCACCGACUGAAGAGUCACCUUAAAGAGUCGCACCCUGAGCUAGACGAGGAGCAAGCCUUUACAGACUGCAUCAACAGCAGCUACUAUCUGAUACAACCAGGAAAAGGCAUGUGGGGAGAGGAGGAGCCGCAAGAUGGACAGAAAGGGGUGGAAGAGCAAAAAGAGAUGGAGGAAGGAACUCACGAGGAAAGGACAGGCGUGGAGGAUACAAGAAAUGGCACUGAAAGUGAUGGGUGGAGAUUUGGGGAAGGUGAAGGUGGGGAGCUGUCUGAAGAGAAGGAGCAAGAGAAUGAGGCAAAAUGUCAAGAUGAAAGUCCACAAGAAGGACAGAUGGAGGGAGAGAUGACAAUAGAGUUAGACAGCGAAUGUAGGCAGGAGGACUUCCAAGAAAAGAUCCUUCAAAUAGUUACCACAGAAUCGACAACACCAACAGGCAGACAAAAGCAAGAGGCAAUCGUUGCUUCUGAUUGGUCAGAAGAAGUAGUUGGUGAGAAGUCCCAGGACACCUCAAGAGACACUUGCUGCACACCUGAAGACAAAAAUAGACUCAGAUAUGACGAGAGCACGCAGACACUUUUAUCAUCACAAAAUAUUCGCAACAACACAACUCAGGAAAACACACGUCCAACCGACGACAGCUUGUGUGCAGAGAACGACGCACUGUUAACUUCAGAAAUCUCAAACUCGCCUUGUUUGAGGCGAGACGCACUGUUAUCAUCAGCACGUCCGGCAGAAGAAAGCCUCUCCAGUUCAGACAAGUUGAUCCGUCAGAGUGCGUUCCAGCAGGUGGUUUCAUCUCUACAGAAAACUCGGCUUAGUAUGAAGACUUUCAAGGAGCUCAGGAAGAUUUAUGGAGACUUGGAAUGCCAGUACUGUGGUAAACUGUUCUGGUACAAGGUCCACUACAAUGCACAUGUCCGCACGCACACCAAGGAGCACUUGCAUUACUGCUUACAGUGCAGCUACUCAUCCAUCACUAAAAGCUCUUUGAAGCGACACAUGGUCCAGAAACACAGUGGCGUGUUGCUGUCAUGUCCCAAUUCCAGCUGUAAAUACACAACGCCUGACAAAUACAAACUUCAAGCUCACCUGAGGACGCACCAGGAACAGGUAAAGAGUAUUACCUGUUCCCUCUGCCAGCAGAGCUAUCCAGAACACAGACUAAAACAGCACAUCAAAACCUCUCACCCUGAUUCAGUUGCGGUGCAGGGUAAAGGACUGAUGAUGAAGCGUGCAGAGAAGUGCCCUUACUGUGACUCCUACUUCCUUAAAAACAGCAGUGACUUUCAGCAACACAUCUGGGCGCACCAAGGUUUGAAGCCGUACCUGUGCACUAUGUGUGACUAUGCGGGCCGCAGUAAGAGUAACCUUAAGACUCACAUGAACCGCCAUAGCACUGAAAGAUGUCACCUCUGUGAUCUGUGUGGCAAAAAGUUUAAAUCUAAAGUUACACUGAAGAGCCACAGACUGAGCCACACAAAUGAAGGAAAACGGUUUCAGUGUUCAGAGUGUGAUUUCACCGCUGUUUCAAAACCUUCCUUACUCAGGCACAUGGAGCAGCAUUCAGAAUUUAAGCCCUUUCGUUGUGCUCAUUGCCACUACUCCUGUAACAUCGCCGGCCCUCUGAAGCGACACUACAACAAAAAACAUCCUGAUCGCAAAUACGAGAAUGCUGGACCCGGCCUCCCCAACCCAGAUGAACUCAAACAGCAUGGUGGUAUGAAGUGUCCUGUUUGUGAAUUUGUUUAUGGCACCAAGUGGGAGCUGAACCGUCACUUAAAGACCAAACAUGGCCUGAAACUGGUGGAUGGCACCUGGCAGGUGGUGGAGGGAGGAGAGGCAAAGUCUGCAGAGGACAAAGACGAGCUGACAGAAGCACCUGUAGGAGCCCUGCAGGAAAGCAGCAACGAUGCAGUUAACAUUCUCCAGCAGAUUACUGAAUUCAGUUCAAAAGCUCAUGAUGCUGUCACCUCCAUGGUUGCCAUGCCACCAGGCACUAUUGCUGUGGUAGAACAGGUUGCUGACGAGCAGGAAGUGAGUACCUACUCUGAUCAGCUGAUGGUUGUGAACGCUGAGGACGCUCUGACUGACGCCGACCACGUGAUGGUCGUGGAGGAAGCUGACGGUCUGGAAGCUCUGACGGUCCUCACUCAGGGAGAUGACACUCACCACUAUAUAGUCUACGUGCAGGAACAGACUGUGGAAAUCAAUUAGUUUGUCAUUCAUUUCACAAUAAGAUGGCUGCAUUUGUCACUGUAUCGGCACAUGAAUUUUUAAAAGAAAAGUCAGAAAAUGUACAACUAAAGAAAAAAAAUUUGUAAUGUGAGAAAAAUAAAAGGCACAUUAUGAUAUAUGUAUUUUUUAAAAAUAUGGCUAUUUAUGGGUGAGUGUUUAAUAAUAAUAAUAUCAUGGCUUUUCUUUUGUAACUGUUAGCAUUUAUUUUUCCAGCAUUCAUUGCAAUACUCUGCCGUAUAUAAGAAAGAAAAUCACAAACUAAACUCUGGCUGUUUAUUAUACAAAUAAAUUCCAUCUGGUCUUU